CCAGCAUCGGGGCCAGUACCCCCCCGCCCCACCCCCAAGCAGCCGCGCCCGCGCCCCGCCGGCGCCCGCGGGCUGGGCGGCGGUGAUGGAAGGCAGCAUGUCCGUUGGGUCCGGCUACAGCUUUGGCGGCCCCUACACGGGCGGCGUUGCUGUGGUAGAGCCCAUGGCCAUGUCCCUGCUCGACUCGCGGAACGGGAGCACCGAGAGCAUGAGGGCGGCCCAGGCCUACCCGCCGUACGCCCAGCAGCAGGCCUCGCGGCAGGUCGCGGAGCGUCCAGAACUGGGGCCUCGCGUGGUUCCGCCGUCCCAGGUGGUCGUCAACGCCGGCGUGUCACAGCAGGAGUCGCCCGGGCCUCGGUCUCGGGUGCUGUCCGCCGAGACGGCGCCGGCGGAGAAGCGGUACAUGACCCAACGAGACCUCGACGAGCGCAUGCAGGAGCAGAGGGUGGUUCUUCAGCGGUACGUGCAGGAAUCACAGACACUUCAGGCCCAGCGCUUGGAGGAUUUCGUGGAGCAGGCCAUCACGAGGGCGCUCCGGGGCGAAAGCGCCUUGGCUGCGUCCACGGACGAGCACCUUGCUGGCUUGAAGGCCGACCUCGUGGAGCUGCGCGUGGCGCUCGAGGA
This is a messenger RNA of Prorocentrum cordatum, 624 nucleotides long. The record is from the annotation of a GenBank genome assembly. Lineage: Eukaryota; Dinophyceae; Prorocentrales; Prorocentraceae.